AUGUUCCGACUUCUGAGUGCCUGCUGGUCUCGACAAAAGGCCACAGAACCAAAGCAAAGGAAUGUGACUAUCAUUGUCAUUGGCUUGGACAACUCAGGCAAAACUCAUCUUGUGGAGGCCCUUCAAAGAUUAAUUCCUAGCAAGAUGCACAGCAAUACGAAGCCAACACAGAUUAGACUUCUACUAGAUGAUUAUCAAGUAUCUCUCUAUGACCUCAAUGGAGACCAAAAAGGCCGAGAGAAAUGGCCGAGCUACUAUGCUGAGGCACACGGGCUUGUUUUCGUCCUCGAUUCUAGUGACACAGCACGCAUACAGGAAGUGAAGAUCAUCUUAACACGCCUGAUGUUUGAUAAAAGGGUAGCAGGGAAGCCCAUCUUAAUCCUGGCAAACAAACAAGACAAGAAGGAAGCCCUCUUGCCUUGCGAUAUCAUCGAAUAUCUACUUCUGGAAAGGCUAGUGAAUGAGACUAAGUCCAUGUGCCGUGUGGAGCCAUGUUCAACUAUGAAAAACCUCCCAAAGAGGAACCAACAGCCGAUAAUUAUAGGCCUGCGCUGGCUGUUAGCUGCUAUUGGGGAUCAAUAUGAUGAGCUGUGUACUCGACAACAAACAUCUGGUAAGAGCAUCUCAACCUCCAAGAACUUCAGAGGCUGUGGAGAGAGAUGCUCAUCGGACAGCAUAGCUAACAGAGGGGGAAUGCUCAAAGACAACAGACAGCGCGUUCAGAAAAGACAACACCUGGAACAUAGACAGCAUAUUGAACAAAGACACUUUGAGAAAAGGCAGCAUUUUGAAUCAAGACAACAUUUAAUACAGCGCUCACUGGAUGCUAGGCCCCUAAAGCCAAUCCUACAGAAAGAUGGUCUGCGAAUGAGGCCCAAAAAGAAUAUGUCAGUAACAUUUGCUUUGGACGUAAUCAUGGAGGAAGGUGAAUGUUCUCGGAAGAUUGGAACUCAGAGUAUCGCCAAACCUUGCAACAACCAAUGUUAUGAGACACAGACUGCAGCUCCAUCUAUUGACAACAAACUUUUCAAAGCUCGUAGGCCAAAAAAGAGAAUAGAUACCUGGGACACUGAAGAAAUGUUACUGGAAGAUCCCCGUGGCGAAGCCUUCCGUUCCAGCAUAAAUGGGCAUACCUCCAGAACCAGCAGGAACACACGAAAUGUUUAUUUUACUUCCCAGUUUGAGGGGGAAAUAAAGUCCAUUGUGAAGGGAGAGAGAGGCACAUUAUCUCGAGUGGCCCUAGCUGUGGCAACAGAGCAUAUGGCAAUGGCGACACUGCAUUCAGAGUCAGGAAGCAGAAAGAAAUGCUGGCGCUCAGUUCACUCUCACACCCCUCCCCCUUUCAGUCCAGGACCACCCCACUCCACUGUGGUGCUGCUGCACACACCCAGGGUAUCUUCCUUCGGUGGAAACAUCCUCACAGACAUCUGGAGGCGUUUCCAUAGAGAUUCUAAAUCUGUCAAGUUGACAAUGAUGAUUAACUGUCACAUCCUGUCAGAGAUACUUUAA
This is a messenger RNA of Microtus oregoni (creeping vole), 1509 nucleotides long. RefSeq names its product ADP-ribosylation factor-like protein 13A. The record is from RefSeq and is a predicted model, not a curated record. The transcript has 10 exons. Bases 1 to 1509 code for a protein of 502 amino acids. NCBI's taxonomy places the organism in Eukaryota, Metazoa, Chordata, Mammalia, Rodentia, Cricetidae. Gene Ontology annotation, cellular component: non-motile cilium; ciliary membrane. Gene Ontology annotation, biological process: receptor localization to non-motile cilium; non-motile cilium assembly. Gene Ontology annotation, molecular function: GTP binding; GTPase activity.